Trichoderma atroviride IMI 206040 is the source of this 601-nucleotide messenger RNA. RefSeq lists its product as uncharacterized. NCBI's taxonomy places the organism in Eukaryota, Fungi, Ascomycota, Sordariomycetes, Hypocreales, Hypocreaceae. The record is from RefSeq and is a predicted model, not a curated record.
AGCCAUCUCUUCUCAUACUCAACCAAUAGUCUUUUUUCCCCUCGUUUCUACGAACCAUGAAGGUCCUUCUAAAAGUCGCUACUGUCCUUACGUUUGCUUCAAGCGCCAUGGCCGGUCAGUGCUCCAACCACAACAAAGGAGCACACAAGGUGGAUUGCGUCAGCAAGAGCGAGAUAACUCAGCACGGGGAUGACUUUUGUGCCGCUCACUGGGAAGACGUAUCCGGCUCUUGGUCGAAUUUUGCAGACAGCAGCGGACACACCGCAAACAUCGGAAUGAUAGGAUCGUUCUCCUCCAAGGCAGCUUGCAAGUCGGCCUAUGCGGAAAUAGUUGAUAGCUGCUAUAAUGGCUGGGAUGGGGGCGGCUGGUCGGCGUACGGGACUUUGCUGCAUAUCAAUUUUUGCAAGUGGGGAUCGGACGAUAAACAAGAGUUGUGAAGGGUGUAUGCAAAGUUCUCUGCUGUAUUUGGUAGUUUUGGGUGCACCCCGUGUUAGUUUAUGCGAGCCUUGCAGAAGGUGAGCCUAACUAGCUGAAUACAAGUCUCUGGAUUGAGGCCAAUAUGUUCAUAAAAACUCCUGCUCUCAUACAAAACGAAUCAUAC